Abrus precatorius (Indian licorice) is the source of this 1258-nucleotide messenger RNA. RefSeq names its product protein SRG1-like. The transcript is spliced from 4 exons. NCBI's taxonomy places the organism in Eukaryota, Viridiplantae, Streptophyta, Magnoliopsida, Fabales, Fabaceae. The record is from RefSeq and is a predicted model, not a curated record. Bases 87 to 1142 code for a protein of 351 amino acids.
UUCUUUCAAAGGUAUGUAUGAUACUUGUUGCAUAUAAGAUGCUUUCAAAUUGUAGGUAGUUACUGGCUAGUAGAGCAUUUGAAAAAAUGGAUUUUGGGAGUUCUAUUGUUGUGCCAUCAGUUCAAGAGUUGGCAAAGGAAAAUUUGGCAGAUGUUCCACCCAGAUACCUUCGUCCUGAUCAACAAGAGUUGAUCAUCUCUCAAGUUGAUGGUUCGCUAGGAAUCCCUGUCAUUGAUUUUCAAAACUUGCUUUCUAAUGAAGUAGGGAAUGAUGAAUUGACCAAGCUUCACCUUGCUUGUAAAGAAUGGGGUUUCUUCCAGUUGGUAAACCAUGGACUUGACUCAAACAUCUUGGACAAGAUCAAGUUGGAUGUUCAAGAUUUCUUCAAGAUUCCAAUAUCUGAAAAGAAAAAGCUUCGGCAAAGUCCAGGAAAUAUUGAGGGAUUUGGACACGUGUUUGUUGUUUCUGAGGAACAAAAACUUGAUUGGUCAGACAUUUUCAUGAUAUCCACACAUCCAAUUCAUGCAAGGAAUCCUCACUUAUUCCCAAAUCUCCCUCUUCCUUUUAGGGACACCCUUGAAUGUUACUCAGAAGAAAUAAAUAAUAUUGGUGAGACCCUGAUUAGACUUAUAGCAAAAGCUCUAGAAAGCAAGGAAAUAGAAGAAUUGUUUGAAGAUGGGGUGCAGAUUAUAAGGAUAAACUACUAUCCUCCAUGUCCUCAACCAGAGAAAGUUAUUGGCCUGACACCCCAUUCAGAUGGAGGAGGUCUUACCAUCCUCCUUCAAGCUAAUGAUGUAGAAGGGCUCCAAAUAAAGAAAGAUGGUAUGUGGUUUCCUAUUAAACCCCUACCUAAUGCCUUCAUUGUCAACAUUGGAGACAUGCUAGAGAUUAUAACUAAUGGACUAUACCGAAGUAUUGAGCAUCGUGCAGUGGUGAACUCUGAAAAGGAAAGGCUUUCAAUUGCAACAUUCUGCAAUGUGAGAAAAGAUGGUGUUAUAGGUCCGGCAAAGAAUUUGAUCAGUGAACAAACACCAGCACGAUUCAAAAGACUUGAACUAAGAGAGUAUUUGAGGAGUCGUUUUUCUCGUAAACUUGAAGGAAAGUCUCACCUAGAUACCUUGAGAAUAGAGAAUUAUGAUUGAAUUUGUUGAAUCCAGGAAAGCAAUAUUUGCACACAUUAUAAGCAGUAUAUGCACAACAAGAAAGGAGUUAUAGUAAAAUAAGAGUUUAUUACUCAAUGGAUUGUAUACAUCAUUAC